GCCCCCACGAGCACGCGGACGCGCCAAGCACACGGUAUGGGUGUAGACCAGACCCGCCUCUUAAAUCCAGGAGACCAUCAACUAUGGAAGGGAGAUCUAGGGAACAUUGAACCCUUUGGGGUUUUGAGUCCUGGACCCGGGAGACCCAACCCUGACCACCCACCCUGGAUGCAGCAGGAGGGAUGUUAAGCCAGACUUCAGGAAGAACUGCUUAACUGACUGAGCUAGGUGUCCCUCCGGCCUAGGGGGGUCAAUCCUCCCAGCUACCCACUCCCAUGCAGGCUAAGGAAGAAGAGGAAGCAAGCCCCUCACCUAACUUGACCUCCUUCUGGUCCUUCCCCCACACCCUUCUAGCUGCGCUGGCGGGUGGGGGAGCAUGGAAGGGAUUAUGGGAAAACCGGAUGUCUGAGUUCUCUAUCCCUGUCGAGCCUGAAUUCUGGACGAGGCGCUUCCUCUCCAGGGCCUCAGUUUCCCCAUCUGUAAAAAUGGAGUGAUAGCACAGACCUGCCCACCUUGCAGAGGCGCCCGAAGCCCUGAUGGGAUAACGGAUGAGAAGUAGUUUUCGUUAUGAAGAGCCAGCUGAAGCAGUUGCACGGAAGGAGCGCGCAGCCCUCAGUGAUGACAGCGGCCCUCGCGUCCUUCACGUUCCCCCACAUCCACCCCGUGUAUGAUGGGGAAGGCACUACUCCAGGGUUUCCCACACAGCGGACCCUGGGACGAGGACCAGGAGGGAUGCGGUGAAAGGGCAGCCCAGAAGCUGAGUCCAGAGCUUUGGGCGUCACCCUAGACCCUACAACUAAACCAAAGGCCAGUCAGGAAGUACCCCUAGCGGGCUUGGCUGAGCAUUUAUUUUUCUCAGGAUUCUGGACCUCUGGAGAAAAGGAAAGGGAUCCACCUGGAUAUACAGUCCUUCUUAGCGCCCCCUACGUCUCUCCCCAGGGGUAAACCGGCCUACACUGUUCCAGAGUGAAUAGGCUGGAUAGCUCGGUGCUUCACAAUUAACCAGGAAUGGGAGGUUUGAGCCAAAGAGGCGGGUUUGCCGCGGCCGCUCCUAGGCCAAAGAGAGACGACCUUACUGCGCACGCGCACUAGACAGCCGAUGGAGCCACAGAUGGAGCCGUCCGGAGGGGAGCAAGAGCCGGGAGCCGUCAGGCUCCUGGACCUGCCCUGGGAAGACGUGCUGCUUCCACACGUCCUGAACCGGGUCCCGCUGCGCCAGCUGCUCCGACUGCAGCGCGUUAGCAGGGCCUUCCGGGCGCUAGUGCAGCUGCACUUGGCCGGACUGCGCCGCUUUGACGCCGCUCAGGUGGGUCCGCAGAUCCCACCGGCCGCUUUUUCCCGGCUGCUGCGGGACGCCGAGGGGCUGCAGGAGCUGGCGCUGGCGCCGUGUCACGAAUGGCUGUCAGACGAGGACCUGGUGCCCGUGCUGGCGCGGAAUCCGCAGCUGCGGAGCGUGGCGCUGGCGGGCUGCGGGCAACUGAGCCGCCGGGCGCUGGGGGCUCUGGCCGAGGGCUGCCCCCGCCUUCAGCGCUUGUCGCUCGCACACUGUGACUGGGUGGACGGGCUGGCGCUGCGCGGCCUCGUGGACCGCUGCCCGGCCCUAGAGGAGCUGGACCUCACUGCCUGCCGCCAGCUCAAGGACGAGGCCAUCAUGUACCUAGCGCAGAAACGCGGCGCCGGCCUCCGCAGCCUCUCGCUGGCUGUCAACGCCAAUGUGGGGGACGCCGCGGUCCAAGAGUUAGCACGGAACUGCCCGGAACUCGAGCACCUUGACCUUACCGGCUGCCUCCGCGUUGGAAGCGACGGCGUCAGGACAUUGGCCGAGUACUGCCCCGCGUUGCGCUCGCUGCGGGUGAGGCACUGCCACCAUGUGGCCGAGCCCAGCCUGAGCCGCUUGCGAAAGCGCGGCGUCGACAUCGACGUGGAGCCACCGCUGCACCAGGCCCUGGUACUGCUACAGGACAUGGCGGGCUUUGCACCUUUUGUCAACCUGCAGGUCUGACCCACCUGCUGGUCGGAGCACAGCUGGACUGUGUGGCUGGGGCCUGACACUUGAGCUGUAGGGUAACUGAACUGUGGGGACCUCUGGUGAGAGGCCAGUGCCCUGCCCCACCCUGGAGCUUCAAAUAAAGAGUUUUUACCCCCUC
Messenger RNA from Microcebus murinus (gray mouse lemur), 2147 nucleotides. NCBI's taxonomy places the organism in Eukaryota, Metazoa, Chordata, Mammalia, Primates, Cheirogaleidae. The record is from RefSeq and is a predicted model, not a curated record.